AGAGUGAGAGGGGGGUAGGUGCGGGAUUGACCGACCCCUACAUCCUUCCCCUUCACGCACACACCAUCCCCUCAAGACUUCUCACGUUCCAUUUCCUCGUCAAAAUCCUAAACCAACCAACUAAUAUAUAAACCCUUUCAUCAGCUUCACGUUCCCUUCUCCAAAAGAGAACAACACCAAACUUAUAAGCCCCCAAAGCCAAAUUCAAGCAACUAAAUUUCUUCUUAAUUCCACUUUAGUCCCCUAACAUGCAGACCCUCACUCCAACGUCCUCAAACCCUCUCAACUAUCUGAACCGGGCGCGUUACUCAGUUAUUCGGGUCGGAACGACCCGAUUUACAGUCAAAUGCGGCCACGGCUACGAAUCCGCGAGUUUCUCGCAGGGAUUCGGCGCCAGCCGAGCCGAUUGGCAAAGCUCCUGCGCCAUCUUAGCCAGUAAAGUGUUUUCGCAGCAGGGCGAUUCUCCUGCGGGGGGCGGCGGCGGCGGCGACCAUGUUGGCGCCGUCAACGGCAACAACGCCGCCGUAACGAAUCUAAAUCUCGUACCUGUGAAGCGCGACGGUGACAACAGCAAGCCGCUCCCGCCGAAGCCGCUGACGAUCUCCGACCUAGCUCCGGCGCCGAUGCACGGCUCGCAGCUGCGCGUGGCGUACCAGGGCGUUCCCGGCGCGUACUCGGAGGCCGCGGCGGGGAAGGCGUAUCCGAACAGCGAGGCGAUACCGUGCGACCAGUUCGAAGUGGCGUUCCAGGCGGUGGAGCUCUGGAUCGCGGACCGCGCGGUUCUCCCGGUGGAGAACUCCCUCGGCGGCUCGAUCCACCGCAACUACGACCUCCUCCUCCGCCACCGCCUCCACAUCGUCGGCGAGGUCCAGCUCCCGGUGCACCACUGCCUCCUCGCGCUCCCCGGCGUCCGCAAGGAAUUCCUCGAGCGCGUCAUCUCGCAUCCGCAGGCGCUGGCGCAGUGCGAGCACUCGCUCACGAGGCUCGGCCUCACCGUGGCGCGCGAGGCCGUAGACGACACGGCCGGCGCCGCGGAAUUCGUCGCCGCGAACGGCCUCCGCGACACGGCGGCGAUCGCGAGCGCGCGCGCGGCGGAGCUGUACGGCCUGCAAGUCCUGGCGGACGGAAUCCAGGACGAUCCGAGCAACGUGACUCGAUUCGUGAUGCUGGCGAGAGAACCUAUCAUUCCGCGCACGGAUCGGCCGUUCAAGACGAGCAUCGUGUUCGCGCACGAUAAAGGAACUUCGGUUCUCUUCAAAGUCCUGUCUGCGUUCGCCUUUAGGAACAUCAGCUUGACGAAGAUCGAGUCUCGGCCUCACCGUAGCCGUCCGAUUCGCGUGGUGGAGGAUGACGAGAGCGAGGGAACUGCGAAGCACUUUGAGUAUUUAUUCUACAUCGAUUUCGAAGCUUCCAUGGCCGAGGUUAGGGCGCAGAACGCCCUCGCUGAGGUUCAGGAAUUCACCUCUUUCUUGCGGGUGUUGGGGAGUUACCCUAUGGAUAUGACACCGUGGAACCCUUCCUCUUCUUGUCCCCAGGAAAGUUAGUUAACAUUUCGCCGCUUCUGCAAUGCCCUAUCCGUCGUUCUGAAUUUUUCAUUCUGUUAAGAAAAACGACGUCGUUUUUGUUUUCACUUUUCAUUUCCCUUUUACCGUGUAUAUUUCAUUUUUGAGUUUCACACUUCAGUUUAGUAGUGUAUUGGGACCUGGCAGCGUAAAUACUGUCGUUUAAUUAUUUAUAAAGUGAUUUUUAAUUAGAUAAUAAUAUGUGAAAAUUAAAUUA
Molecule: messenger RNA, 1779 nt
Organism: Cajanus cajan (pigeon pea)
Lineage: Eukaryota; Viridiplantae; Streptophyta; Magnoliopsida; Fabales; Fabaceae
Product: arogenate dehydratase/prephenate dehydratase 6, chloroplastic
Biological process (GO): L-phenylalanine biosynthetic process
Cellular component (GO): chloroplast; cytoplasm
Molecular function (GO): prephenate dehydratase activity; arogenate dehydratase activity
Source: RefSeq, a predicted model, not a curated record